AUGGAGGAGAACCUGACCACUGUUAUAAAAAGAGUUUACCAAAAGAUGCGUUCAGCCAUUAACAAACGUUCAAAAGUGCAACAGGACAAUGCUGACAAGGUGGAUCAGAAAAUACGAAAAGAAGAAAUAUCCCAUUCGAAUCAAAAUAUCGGCAUCAAAAGUGAAAAAAUGAAACCUUCAAAAUUGAAAUUGUACAAUUCAUUAAGAAGGGAGAGUUACCUAAUUGCAAUGACUUCAAUGAAUGUCAACGCUGACCAUCAUAAUUCUGAAACUCCCAACUGCUGCAAUGUCAACGCUGACCAUCAUAAUUCUGAAACACCCAAUUGCUGCAACGUCAAAUUUCUAAAUUCUAAACUCGAAAAGUCAAUCUCAACCAUUGAUUUAUCUCACUAUAAAAAUGAUCAAAAAAAGCACACUAAUAUUAUAAAAGUUGAUUUUGAAGCAAGAAAAAACAGGAGCUUAAGAUUAAAAUCAAUGGCUCAAACGCUUUCGUCAAUUGCUGAAGAAACAAGUUUUAACUUGCACCAAAUAGAAUUGGACGACUGUAAUGAUUACAAAAUGUUUGUGAAGGACAACAUGAAUAACAUAAAUGUUACUAACAAUAAUUUGCCAAAAAGUACAUUUAAUCUGGUGUUGGAUGGAAGGAAUCCUGUUCGACAUUCUGAUGACAACAAAAAUUUAUGUGGUACAUCUGCAUCAUUCUGCUCGUUGGCAUCAACGUUUUCAUCAUCCACAACGCCAAACUAUAAUGAAACAUUUUGUGGAAGUGAGGAUUAUUGCGACAUGAAUGCAACUACGGACUCUUCGAAUUCGGUGUUUUGGCUGAAUUCCAUGAAUUGUUCAAAUUGUUGUACCAGCGAAAAUUUUCGACAAGAGGGAACACUGGAAGAAUGCGUUGAGUACGAAGAUGAAGUUGAUGAGUUGGUGUUAAGAAACUUCAUGGUGAAAAAACUGUGUGAAAGCUGUGGUAAUUCUUUCACCUUUAUGAGAAUAUUAGCUUAUUUGUAA
This is a messenger RNA of Helobdella robusta, 1008 nucleotides long. RefSeq lists its product as hypothetical. The record is from RefSeq and is a predicted model, not a curated record. NCBI's taxonomy places the organism in Eukaryota, Metazoa, Annelida, Clitellata, Rhynchobdellida, Glossiphoniidae. The transcript is spliced from 2 exons. Bases 1 to 1008 code for a protein of 335 amino acids.